This is a messenger RNA of Mytilinidion resinicola, 3084 nucleotides long. RefSeq lists its product as uncharacterized. The transcript has 16 exons. The record is from RefSeq and is a predicted model, not a curated record. Lineage: Eukaryota; Fungi; Ascomycota; Dothideomycetes; Mytilinidiales; Mytilinidiaceae. Bases 1 to 3084 code for a protein of 1027 amino acids.
AUGGCCUCCUCGGAUUCAUCUGAUACUGCAGGAAUAUCUACGCCUCCUGCCGGCGGCUCUCCAACCCUAAGCGCUUAUCUAUCGACAUACAACAGGCAGUACAAUGUUACACCUACUCCCGAGCGAGAGAUACCCCGGAUUGUGAACGAUUUGGGAAGUAUUGAUCUCGGCGGGAAUGGAGAUAUGGAUGACGUAGAUCCAGAUGACCCUUCGAACUCAUCUGCAUCUGGGCGAGUCCCGACGCAUGAUGGUUCAAGCGAAAACGCUCAUCGUUCGACCUACAACCGACAAUACAAUGUGACCCCGACGCCGGAGCGACAACUCCCUAGCAUUGAGUACAAUACUGAAAACCUAAACCUGUCGGACAGUGAAAGCGCUAGUGAAGCAGGUUCAAUCCACAAGUCGGUUUCAUCGGGAUCUGCGAGAAGCCAAACUUCUGGCGCUUCUACACUGAACGCCCAUCGAUCCACGUACAGCAGACAGUUCAAUGUUACACCCACGCCAGAACGACAAAUCGUAGACGAUCUUGAAAACCUUGAUCUCUCGGGUGACAGAAGUAUAAAUGAUGAAGCAGAACCAAAUCAGAAUUACCACGAUGACGACGAUCUAGAGUACAACCUUAGAACUGAAAGUCUCCCAGAUGUACCAAUAUAUGAUACAAGGCUACAAAAUGCGCUCCGAGACACCAAAGAACAGCUCCGUGAGUUGCACGAGGCGAUGGAGUUUGGUCCAGGGAUACUCAAUCAAGCGCCGAACCUAUCCAUCUUGGCCCAACAGACAAAUCAGCUUGCAGACUUUGCAUACCCGGAGACUCGGACAAUUGGGCUUGUGGGAGACUCGGGUGUCGGCAAAAGCAGUCUGAUUAACAGCCUACUUGACGAGCGUGGCGUCGCUAGAUCGAGCGGCGACGGAGGCGCAUGCACAAACAUCGUCACAGAAUACCGAUAUCCCCGCAGUCCUGAUGCACCAAGCUAUAGUUUUGAGGUCCAGUACAUGUCGUCUGAGGAGCUCAAAGUCCUGUUAGAAGACCUUGUGUCCAGCUAUCGAGCAUACAACACGGAGGCCUUUCGAGAGAUAAUCAACCAGGCUGAGCGAGACGCUGUGAAGGACAAAGCCGAGAGGGCAGCGUCGGCUCUUAACUCCCUCUUCGGAGAGCAUGCCAGGUAUUCCGAAGAGAACCUAUCGAGGGAAGGCCAAGACGCGGCGGCGCAAAUUGUCAGAGAUCUUGAAAGUAUGGUUGAAGAGGUUCAACAAGAUCGGCCCGGGGGUCCGACGGCGUCCACGUGGUCCGCUACGGCGAGUGAUGCUGAGGACUUGACUCGUCAACUCGACGUCUUCAUCAGAGUUAGAGGUCAAGAUGGAUUGCCUGUCCUUUGGCCUUUUGUCGGUAUCAUCAGGGUCUAUCUCCGAUCGUUGUUUCUUCGAUCUGGCGUUGUGCUAGCUGAUCUCCCUGGCCUCAGAGAUCUCAAUUACGCAAGAGUCCGCGCUACCGAUCGUUAUAUGCGGGACUGUCACGAAAUCUUCGCGGUUGCACGUAUCGACCGUGUGACUACAGAUGUCGGACUACGGGACAUCGUCAAUCGAUGCGGUGACCAGCGUCCACUUCGAAUCGUCUGUACUCGUUCUGAGGAUGUAAAUGGAAGUGAGACUAUAGCUUCACAACCUGCUAGUGCUCCUCGGAUCAAAGCUCUUAAAUUGAGAAUAGAUCAUCUUAAGCGUACCUUGAAUAGGCUUAGACGAGAUCGAAGACAGCGAACCGGGAAUGCUGAAGAGAUACUGACUGUUGGGGACGAGUUGGACCUAGCGAGAUUCAGACUACAAGAGUUUUUAGUCCAGGGACGCAACGAUAGAGUGCGAGCAUCGCUACACGAGACGUAUUCUGAUCGAGUGUUCGAAAGAGACCUCCGGAUCUUUUGCGUCAGCAACGUCGAGUACUCCGAGUAUCGCAACGAAGACGUCACCUUGGGCGGACCACACGUAAACUUGAGCGGAAUCCCAGAACUGCGGCAAUAUUGCCAGUUGAUCCCUGCCGCAGCCCAAUUCGGAGCCGUGGCCGCCUUUCUCGAGCAUCAGGUCCCCAGCCUCUUGGGGUCCAUCCGACAGUGGCUGCUGCAAGGAACUGAUGGACUGACGGCGGAACGUGCUGAUGCCUUGCGAGCUGCACUCGAUAGCUCAAGAGAUCGAUUAUCUGGGUGGAACGCUGUCGUCGAUGCCCUUAAGCGGAAUCUCAAAAGCGAUUUCCGUGCUUCUAUCGUCAACUCGUUUGAUCAGGAUUCGGCGAAUUGGUCCUCCGCGGCUAGAAACGUGAGCGGGCAAUGGAUGGGGUGGCAUUGGGCGUCUUUUGCUGCUUUCUGCCGUAAUUACGGCGAUUAUCAGACCCCUGCCGCUGGUUAUCAUAAUUGGAACGAUGACAUUGUCUUAGCGAUGCGAGAGGAUCUCGAACCAGACUGGACCGACUUGAUACAACAAGCCUCUGAAAUGAUCGAUGCCACCUUCGAGCGCAUUAGCGAGAUGUUUGAACGGGAAGAGGAUGCUUUGAACAAUUGUCUCGAGCUCGCCCCAAACGCACUCGGCAAUCUAAUAGAGAACCUCGGCCCAAAGAGAGAUUGUAUCGAAGAUAUGCUCGAAACGGCAUCGGAAAACUUCGUUGAGCAGAUUGAACGGAUCCAAAGCAAUGCACUGAACGGAUAUCCAAGCUCUUACAUCACAGAUAAGAUGCGCUUGACCUACUUAGAUUGUCAGAGUGAAAGCGGCACCGGCAGCGACCGCCGCCGAAAGGAUCACAUGCGACAGAAGCUAUCCGGGACUACCCUGUUCUCCAAACUCAAAAGAACCGUCAAAGACGCCCAAUGGGAAGUGAUCGAUGAGGCCGUCGAGAACAUUAGAACCGGGCUGCAGAGGGAGUUUGACAGCCUCCUCCGGGACAUACAGAGUAUUGUCGGCGAAGAAGGUGAGGUUAGUGAAUCACAGAGACAUCCUGACACGGCGAGGAGAACGGGACUGCUAGUUGAGCAUUUAGCGCAGGACUUGGACGAUCGACAUCGGCUUAUUGAGGAACUCCGGGGGCAUCCUAGUUUGAGGUGA